This is a messenger RNA of Oikopleura dioica, 816 nucleotides long. NCBI's taxonomy places the organism in Eukaryota, Metazoa, Chordata, Appendicularia, Copelata, Oikopleuridae. The record is from the annotation of a GenBank genome assembly.
AUGAAAACCUUGGGAUACAUAAAGGAAGCAAAGGAAGCAGUUGCAUUCAACUCUUACAUAAGAAAGAAACUCCUGAACUUUUAUCUUGGGCUCAAAAAUGAAGAAUAUGUUUUUGUAAAUUUUGAUGAAAAAUUGAGCCAAAAUCAGAAAGCUUCAGGAAAAAACAUUCCUCCAAAUUCGAUGCUCUUUAAUUCUUCCAAAGCUUGCAAUUUCCUUGAUGACUUCCUUGAAAAAUCAACUGAAGCGAAGAAAAUGGUGGUUAAUGAUCAGAUGAUGGAGCAUCAUCACAUUUUCGCAAUUGGACGAGAAACAUUGAGAAUACAAAAAAUGCUUCAUCAGCAUAAGCUUGCUAAGCAAGUCGCCAGUCUGAACGCGUCAACCCCAAACUCGGUGUCUUCGCCUUCAUCAACGAAUUCGAGCAAUUCGAAUAGCUCCAACUCCCCACCGCAGAAUAAUUCCGACGAAAUUUCGACUCCAACAUCAUCAACGACUUCUGAUAGAACUGAUGCUGGAUCAAAUAACUCUGAGGAGAGUUUCGGGUCUGACGAAACGAGAAAAGAUGACAAAAGUCCUGAUCCUCCACCCGACAUCAUCAACAUCGAUUCUCCGUCAACAUCAAAAAAGCCCGCGCUGGAUAAGCUAGCCCAAUUCUCAUUAGAACUGGCGAAAAAAACGCUUAUCUUUUUCGAUAAGAAAGGACAAUUUCAUAUUCUUCCGAGCAGAAGCAUGGCUCCACGAUCAUCACAAGAAGAAACACCGCGGAAUACUCUGAUGCCGACAACGAGAAACGACUCUUCAGAAGCAAAAACAUGUUGA